CGUUCUUUCGGGCCAACUCAUCGGUCUUUUUGACACAGAAUAUGUUUGUUUUCCUUUCCUGAUUGUAAUGAACUGAAACUAAUUUAUUGCAAUAAUUUAGAUCUAGUGAAUAGCAAAUAUGGAGGUUUACUAUCUCAUAUUCGUUUUGAGUGUUUUCUGGCAUGGUUCAGAAGGUAUUAUGUGGAGCCUAGCUCCGAACACCCAAAAGUGUUUGAAAGAGGAGUUGCACGCGAAUGUCCUCGUGGCUGGAGAGUAUGAAGUCACAGAAGUCGCCGGUCAGAGAGUAGAUUACACUAUUCGUGAUUCAAAAGGCCACAUCUUGUCACAGAAGGACUCCAUCACCAAAGGGAAGUUUACAUUUGUGACAGAAACUUACGACACUUUUGAAGUAUGCUUCAUUUCGAAAGUGCCGCCAGAACGCCGCAGCGUUAGCCAGGAUGUACAUCUAGACAUCAAAGUUGGGAUUGAAGCCAAAAACUAUGAGGGUAUCGGUGAAGCUGCCAAGCUGAAACCUAUGGAAGUGGAACUGAAGCGGCUGGAGGACCUGUCGGAGGCCAUCGUUCAAGACUUCACCUUAAUGAGGAAACGAGAGGAGGAGAUGAGAGACACUAACGAGUCGACAAACAACCGCGUGCUGUUCUUCAGCGUGUUCUCUAUGGUGUGCCUCCUCGGACUCGCCACGUGGCAGGUGCUGUACCUGCGCCGCUACUUCAAGGCCAAGAAGCUCAUCGAAUAGACUCACAUAGGGCAGGGGUCUCCGGACACAGGCAAGAAGGGUUUACCACCGUACCACCAACAUUGGAAUAUUUAAAAAUAUACUAAGCGGGUUACUCACGUGUUAGUCGAUAUAACGUUCGACAUGUUAACGACAUGAGUAACCCGCUUAAAAUAUUUUUUAAAUAUGUUUGAGUCUCACAGGAGUUCUAUAGUUAAAAUUGGAAUAUUUCUUCACCGCACCAACUGGUAAAGGCGUUCUUGAUACUUCAAAAACGAAAGUUGCAUUUUUUACGCAAGCUGUGGUGGAUGUCUUAUGCUGAUAGAAUUUAUUUAUUUAAACUUUAUUGCACAAAUUUACAAAAAAGAGUACAAAUGGCGGACUUAACGCCUUGAGGAAUUCUCUACCAGUCAACCAUCGGGCUAAACAGAAACAGUUAGUUUGGUGCACGAUUUUAAAAUUAAAAAUGAAAACUUAGGUCAAAAUUGCAAUAGCAAUAUACAUACUUAAUACUAAUAAUUUACUUAUAAAUAAUGAUUUUAAAUCAGAAAUAGGUAUUGAAUAAACUAAUUGGUUUGAUUUAGUUUGAUGUUUUAAAGUUUGUAUUGUAUUCGUGUUGGUGUGGUGAAAAAUUUUGUGUUUUACUCGGUGGCAAAAUACGCGCCUUGAAACCCUGGCAACGCUCAAGAUUCCACUUCUCGAACUACUUGCUACGCUCGCGGUUCAAUAUUGGAAAAUUUCGCUUGCUCUGAUAUCAAGAGAGACCAUGCUAAUUUAGCAAUGGCUGUAGAAACACUGUGAAAGAUUAAUAAACUUUUUAGUGGGACAUCUACACUUGUGAUUCGACUGAAUAUAAAGCAAAUUGCCUUGAUGUGGUGAAAAGGAGACCCCUAACGGGUCACUUGCACAAUUACUACGUUUCGUUAAAAAUGGCGGCUCAGAUAUCAAACUCUUCACAUAAGCUAAUUUAACGUUGUUUUGUGCAACUGGCCCUAGACGGUAUGUCUUGUAUGCGAGAUUCGUUACUUCCAAGCAGUUUUGUGAAAGUUGACAACUUUGCCCUGUAACAAAUUCACUAUCAGACAAAUAAGGGAACGCUACGCACUACGUCAGAAACCGGUCGUAAUUUAUAACCGCCCGCUGGUAUGGCGAUAACCAGCCCGGUGGGUUCUCCGUAGGGUUGCAAAAAAAACGGUUUUUUUCUGACUUGAAAAAAAAAUGAAAAAAAAAACCGUGAAAAAAAAACAGUUUUUUUUCUAAAGGUUGAAAUAUCAAAAUUUGCAGAACAGUUAACGUUUUUUACGGUUUUUUAGACUUUAUGUUAACUAUUAAACAAAUUUAAUUUAAUAACUUUAAUUUCUGGUUUUAUAAAACUAACAUUUA
Leguminivora glycinivorella is the source of this 2098-nucleotide messenger RNA. RefSeq names its product transmembrane emp24 domain-containing protein bai (gene bai). The record is from RefSeq and is a predicted model, not a curated record. Bases 119 to 736 code for a protein of 205 amino acids. Gene Ontology annotation, cellular component: COPII-coated ER to Golgi transport vesicle; endoplasmic reticulum; endoplasmic reticulum-Golgi intermediate compartment. The transcript has 5 exons. Lineage: Eukaryota; Metazoa; Arthropoda; Insecta; Lepidoptera; Tortricidae. Gene Ontology annotation, biological process: intracellular protein transport; Golgi organization; endoplasmic reticulum to Golgi vesicle-mediated transport.